UCGAAAUUUAAUUAGCGAAGAAGCCGCACGUUGUGGAUUUCAGAACAUGAACAUGGCGUCGCGAAUGUUAUCAUGUGCAGCAAACUUGGUCACUCCCCCCAAGCUCAAUGGCUUGCCUGAAUCUUCUACGACUUGUUACCCUUCACUACUACUACUGUCUUCAUCUUCACCUUCAAUGGCAGCAGCUAAGGUUUCGGUUCGAAUUGGGUCGGUAAAGUGCAAGGCUCUGGGAGAGAGCUCUCAGAAUUCCGUCGACCGUACGGUCUAUCAGGGAAUUUACGGCCCUUGGACCGUCGAUUCCUCCGAUGUUCGAGAGGUUGUUUUAUACAGAGCGGGGUUGGUGACUGCUGCCUCGUCAUUUGUUGUUGCUGCAUCAACUGCCCUUUUACCUGAAAACUCUUUGUUAAGUGAUAUUAUCAAGCAAAAUCUUGAUCUGUUUUACACAAUUGGUGCUGGUGGGUUGGGCUUGUCUUUAGUUUUAAUUCACAUCUAUGUUACUGAGAUUAAGCGCACUCUUCAAGCACUGUGGGGACUUGGUGUUGUUGGAUCUUUGGCAACUUACACGAGCCUUGCUCUACCAGCUGGUGAAAACUUGGUACAAUAUGUAGUCGAUCACCCAUUGGCAGUCUGGUUUGUUGGUCCUCUCUUUGCAGCACUAACAGGACUUGUAUUCAAAGAAGGCCUCUGCUAUGGAAAGCUGGAAGCUGGAAUUCUCACAUUCAUUAUACCUACAGUUCUUCUUGGGCACCUGACUGGUUUGAUGGAUGAUGGAGUAAAGCUUACUCUGCUAGGUUCGUGGAUGGUCCUUUUUGUGAUAUUUGCCGGAAGGAAGUUUACUCAACCAAUUAAGGAUGACAUUGGUGACAAAUCUGUUUUCGUGUUCAAUUCUCUUCCCGAAGACAAGAAGAAAACCUUGCUUGAGAAACUUGAGCAACCAAAAGUCCAGUCAGAUUCUUAAGUAGGAAGAGAUGUGAGCCCAAACAAACCUUAAUUGGACAGGAAAUUACAUGAACUGGACUGCAGAGAGGUUUUUGAGGUAGGCAAUGUUAUAUAGAUUCUCUGAUCAUAGCUUGUAAUAUUCUUUCACUUGCUUAUAAAUUAAUAUUUUCUAUGGUAUAUAGCUUCUAGAUUGUUGGGGCAUAUAGUAUAAAUGUUACUUUGUUUUAGUGAUAGUUUGGUAACAAUUAAUGAUGCUUGGGAACCCA
Molecule: messenger RNA, 1205 nt
Organism: Juglans regia (Persian walnut)
Lineage: Eukaryota; Viridiplantae; Streptophyta; Magnoliopsida; Fagales; Juglandaceae
Exons: 5
Coding region: 47-958 (303 amino acids)
Cellular component (GO): chloroplast
Source: RefSeq, a predicted model, not a curated record